GCGCACUGGCGCUCCCUUUUCUCAAUGACUCGCUACAAGUCGCUUGGGAACCCGAAGUGUUGCCUCCCUUUGCCUUUGUGCCCAAGAAGGAGAGAAGGACGUUGCAAGGAGAAGACAUGGAAGUCGGAGGCCAUAAAACAACCCUCAAGGUUCCUUCUAGGUUGCCUUCUCUUCGGGGUGGAAUAGAUACUCUGGACGCCCCAUUAAAUCAGAAUCUGGUGACCAUUAAGAGAGAACCCAAAUCUUCUGCUGGGGAGGAAUGGAUCCCAUCAUGUCCGAGAGAGAGUCAAGACAUGACAGUCAAAAAUUUUGAGAAUCAGGUGACCAUUAAGAAGGGCCCUGAGUCUUCAACAGAAGAAGCAUCAAUCCUACCAGAUCCGAGAAAGAGUUUUCGGAAUCUGGUGGCCAUUAAGAGAGAGAACGAGCCUUCAGCAGAGGAGGAAUGGAUCCCACCAGGUCCAAGAGAGAGUCCAUUGCACAUGAAAGUCGAGAGUUUUGAGGAUCCAGUGACCCUUAAGAGAAAAGCCGAACCUUCUGCAGAGGACGAAUGGAUCUCUACAGAUCCUGGAGAGAGCACUCUGCUCAUGGAAGUCGUGGAGGAGAGUUUUGAGGACGUCGCCUCUCCAGCUCAAGAUGAUUCCAACAAGAAGAGUAAAACCCGCGGGAAUCAGAAGGAGGCGGUCGCCGAAAGCCCGGAUUGGGACUACGGCGUCACGUUCAUCUCCCCCGAAGGGACUUACCUCCCCAAAAUCCCGUUGCGCGAGUAUCAGAAGGCUCAGCAGGGGCGCCUGUCAAAAGACGGGGGCCCGAAGAGGCACCAGUGCCUGGAGUGCGGGAAGGCCUUCAAGUUCAACACGAAGCUGAGGCUGCACCAGCGGACCCACACCGGGGAGAAGCCCCACGAGUGCCCCGAGUGCGGGAGGUGCUUCAGCUACAGCGCCAACCUCCGGACGCACCUCAGGACUCACACCGGGGAGAAGCCCUACCGGUGCGCCCAGUGCGGACGCUGCUUCAGCCACAGCUGGAACCACAAGAUGCACCAGAAGGUGCACGAGGCGAAGAGCGGGCAAGGGGGCCAGAAAGAGGCUCCGCCACACGCCGGGCCCCAGAUCACGACAAAUAAUUCGCACAACAGAGACGCGGUGUAAGGGCUAGACCCAACACUUCAUUCCAACUUGGGUCAACCCAUGAAAGCAGCAGAGUUUACACAGGUGUUGGCUUGCUGGUUGGUCAUUCGGUCUAUUAGAGUAGAAGUCAGUCCAGAAGAACGCAAGCCCAGGUUGGAGUUGUGUGGCUCUCCUGAAACUUCUUGUUCCUCCUCCUUUGGUUCCUAGGAGUUGUAUCUCAAGGGCUACACCAUUUCAAUGGUAUGGACAUCUUUGACUCAUAAUCGUGUGCCUGAGUGGACACCAGAACCAAUGUAUGCAAUAAAACCAAGCGAUGGGUCAAGUUUGUCUCUCCAGGCCGUUGUCUCCAGCCCAACAGGACAUCGGAGAAGGCCCUUUUCCAUGAAGCUCUUCUCCAUCUCAGAAGCUCCGUCUUCUCAAACUAAACAAAAGUGGGAAAUGAGCCAGGUUUGAAGAUCCAUCACAGAAUCAUAAGAGUUGGAAGGGGCCACAAGGGCCAUCCAACCCCAGUCUUACUUCCUUGAGCUUCUCCAACGUGUGAAGGAAAAGCAAAGCAUGUUAUGGAAACAUGAAAAAGAAGUGACACAACCCCAAUGAGGUGAACAAUUCUUCCAAAGUUUCCAGGUGUGUGUGUGUGUCCAUAUUGGGUUCCUCUUACAUCAAGAACCCAAUAUGGACUCGUACACACCUGAAAUCAUAGAAUCAUAAGAGUUGAAGGCCCUCAACAGACCUAGGAGCUCUAGAAAUAAAACACACUCCUGUCUUCAUGGAGACCUUCCAAAACAUCCCCAUCUCUUGAUGGAAGAAGAGGCCAGUAUGGACACAAACACACCUGAACUUGGGGUGAAGGCCCUCAAAAAGUGAGGAUCUCUAGAAAUGGAACAUGCUCCUGUCUUCAUGGAGACCACCUACUAAUCAAAAGAAGAUCCAACAAGACCUCCAGGUAAAACUCAUCUGGAACAUGAGAAGAACUUCCAAGUGCAGCACAUGUUGAGUUGCAGUUCCGCAAUCCCUUCCCAUUGGCUGGGGCUGAUGGGAAUUGUAGUUCAGGAACAUCUGGAAAGCCACACAAUUCAUAUUGGAUGAGCCUAUGGGUCCAUAACUUUGGCUUAACUUGCCUUAACGAUCAAUCGAAAACCCACCUGUGGACUAGUAAUUCCAGUGUGACAACUGAGGCUGAACUCUAUUGGUUGUUGGUGGGAAUUGUGUGGUCUGUGGGUCAUAUUCUUCCUUCCCCAAGUCAUCUUCCCAUGAAAAUAAGCCAUGAUUUGCCUCCUAUUUUCAGAGCAAUAUAUUAAUAAUUUUCCGUGGACUGGGGUUGGGUCCAUGGUGGUCAACCAGAACUGCGGUAAGGAGAGCUGCACAUGCAAUAUAAAGUUGGUUUAGUUGAGAAUAUUUUCUUUUCUUUCUCUUUUUUAAUCUCCCUGUUUUCAGUUUUGUUCUGUUUGAUUAAAGGAGUUCAUCCUGC
Molecule: messenger RNA, 2595 nt
Organism: Anolis carolinensis (green anole)
Lineage: Eukaryota; Metazoa; Chordata; Lepidosauria; Squamata; Anolidae
Product: zinc finger protein 629
Exons: 4
Coding region: 117-1148 (343 amino acids)
Biological process (GO): regulation of transcription by RNA polymerase II
Cellular component (GO): nucleus
Molecular function (GO): DNA-binding transcription factor activity, RNA polymerase II-specific; RNA polymerase II transcription regulatory region sequence-specific DNA binding
Source: RefSeq, a predicted model, not a curated record